AUCUUCUUCCGCGGGUCCAGUGGGCGGACAGAGGAAUGUGUCCUCAUCCAGCGGCGCGCCGGCGCAGGAUGGAGAUAGUAGUCGGCCAGCGAUCGAUACGGAAGAAUUGAAAUUGAAGGGCAAGGCUUUUAUGCAGAAGACGGGUGUACUCGGCGGCAAAGCGCAGGCGGGCGCGAAGGGGUUGUUUGCGAAGGGGAGGAGUCGAUUUGGGGGCGGUGGUGGGGGUGAAAAGGUAGAGUGAUUCUUUUUCUUGUUUUUGUUUUCUGCCCUUGUUUUGACCUGCACUUGCACUUUACGUCCUGCUUUGUUUGGGAUACUCUUCUCAGAACCAGACUGAGAGGACUGGGAAUUGCGGCAAAGGGAAAGGGAAGGGAAUGUCGAUUUGAGCGUGCUUCUUCCUUGCUAUGAGCGUUCUUUUUGAUACCUAUUACCUCUUCUAUUGUUUAUUACUUAGUCUACACGCCUAGCCCAGUCGAGACUCCAUUUACCUGUGGCGGACGCAGAGAAAGAGAGAGAGAGAGGGCAGGCAGGCAGCCGGAUGGAAGAAUCGAUCAAGCGAAAAAGCAACCGAAAAAUUGGCAAGAGCGAAAGAGCCAUGGAUGGACAACCCCACACGACAACACACGCAACCAAAAAGGACCACAGAACAAGUCUCUUUGCGUGUCCUUCACACCCGUCCUCCUUCUCUUUGGACCGGAAAUUCCGUGUCUUCCUACUCAUCCAUCCACUCAUGCUUUGCUUUUUUCCAGGACCGGGGUAGUACUUUCUUUGCGCGGACUUUACGAAUCGACUACGAGUUGCAAACGGCUUACGACGCUGGGAUCGACAGGUCGACUCCCAUCAUUCCCGAGGCUGAGGGUGAGGGUGGUGGGAAGGCUGGGCGGACUUUACGACCCGGCGAUCAGGAUGUCAGACUGGACUGGUCCAUGCCCGAGGGCGAGAGUGAUGCGAAGGCCGGUCAGGCCGAUGAGAAGGUGACGGCGCUCGAUAAGAAGGUUCCGGCGAGGAGAAGUAGCAUCAUCUACCCCUCUAAACGAC
Zymoseptoria tritici IPO323 is the source of this 1038-nucleotide messenger RNA. RefSeq lists its product as uncharacterized. The transcript has a single exon. The record is from RefSeq and is a predicted model, not a curated record. NCBI's taxonomy places the organism in Eukaryota, Fungi, Ascomycota, Dothideomycetes, Mycosphaerellales, Mycosphaerellaceae. The annotation marks the transcript as partial.